CCAGAAUGGCUGUCCCCAAGCCAGAAGAACUGAAGAAACUCCGGGAAUCUUUCCAGGCCAAGAAACAAGCGUGUUUCAUAUUGGGUGCCUCGGGUGAAACUGGGAAGGAACUGCUGGCUGAAAUCUUGAGGCAGAAAAUAUUCUCCACGGUGACGCUCAUUGGCCGGCGAAAGCUGGAUUUGGAAGAGCCACUGUACAGCAGUGUGAAGCAAGAAGUUGUUGACUUUGAGAAACUGGACGAGUUUGCCGCUGCUUUCCAAGGCCACGAGGUUGGAUUCUGCUGCAUGGGCACGACCAGAAGCAAAGCUGGAGCGGCUGGCUUUGUGCGGGUCGACCGGGAUUAUGUUCUGCACUCUGCAGAAUUAGCCAAAGCUGGUGGGUGCCGCCACUUUGUCCUACAGUCAACAAAGGGUGCAGAUGCCUCCAGCUCUUUCCUUUACCUUCGAGUUAAGGGCGAAGUGGAGUCCAGGAUCAAAACAGUUGGAUUUGACCGCUACUCCAUAUUUAGACCAGCAGUGCUGCUGUGUGAUCGUCAGGAGUCUCGUCCUGCCGAGUGGGUAACCAGAAAAGUCCUUGGAGCAGUCGCUUAUGUCUGCCCCACAUUGUACUCCAUCCCUACGGUGACUGUGGGUCGAGCAAUGGUGAACAAUGUAGUGAUGCCUGGACGUGAUAACCAGAAGGUGGAAAUUCUGGAGAAUGCAGACAUACAUGCUCUGGGAAAUAUUAAAUAGUUGGGAGGCUUGUUCCUGAAUGAUAUAUCUUGUGGAAGGCACCCCUAUCAAUCCCAAUGACCCAUUCUGGCUUAUCUUUCUUCUUCCCCAGAGGCUACCCCUCAAAUAGUGAGGUAUUCCUUAUUUCCUGGAAACCAUUCUUCCGUAUUUCCAUGGUAACCCAGAAAGCCACCAUAUUUAUUAUGGCUGCCAUUUUGAAUAACAUGGGGGAUUUUCCUAAGUUAAUUUGAGUGGUUUGUGGGGAUUAUAAAAAGUUGCCAAACAGGUCUUGGGGGUGGGAGAUAUGCCAUUUUUGGGGUUACGGUUCUUUGGUGUGACCCACUACAGAUCUGUAGUUUUGUAUGAAUUUUCUGUUCCCAUCAUGCACUGGGUAAAAGAAGACACCUAAGUGCCCAUUUCUUGAAGGUCAGCUAUGUGCUUUCCUGCUGUUCAGGACUAAGCCCAGCUCUCCUCACAGCUAGAAUGUGUGUAUUUGGGAAAAGUUAAUAGACACAUAAGCAGGUGGUGAAGACCUUUUCUGUGAUCAGGCUUAAAUACUGAAAACGGAGUCUGUCUGGCAGAAAAGUGCCUAGAAGAAGGAUGAGAAAGGCUGACCCCACUCGCCUUGCGUGCUUUAAAGUGUGUUAUCUGCACCUCUUUAGAUGUCAUCCAGGAAGAAACAUGUUUAAAAAUACUCUUCUGUUGCAGUGAUAUAUAGUUGGUAUCUAAGACAUUGAGGAGGCCUGGCUGUGAGCAUUGCAUGAUUGGAGCUCCCAGGAUCUUUUCUUCUUUUCUUGGGGGGGGGGGGGUGAGUCAAAUCAAAACCUCAAGGGGAGGUGGAGUUAAACCUCAGUACCAUUUUUUCAAUCUGAAAAAGGCCCUAGGAAGUCACUGUUCACCUACUGUGGAAGCAUAGGUGCUGAUAAUGGGUGGAAUUCUAGCAGGAGCUCCUUUGCAUAUUAGGCCACACCUCCCUGAUGUAGCCAAUCCUCGAAGAGUUUAAAGGGCUCUUUUUUUGUAAGCUCUUGGAGGAUUGGCUACAUCAGGGGUGUGUGGCCUAAUAUGCAAAGGAGCUCCUGCUAGAAUUCCACCCCUGCCCAAGAGGGACAAAUAGUGGCUCCCUUUUUAUCAGGAAAAUGGGAUUGUGGGAUGGGUUAACAACUACACACCUCACACCGUAGUCCCAAUCCAAAUUGGCUCCAUGCUCCCACCACUUAUAGAAGGAGAAGUACUGCGAGUUCUGUUCACAAACCUCUGUGCAUCACACCUGAGACUCUGCCCCAGUAGGUGUUUCUUCUGGGAUGCAGAAACUGUUAUCUUUAAAGUUUUGGAUUGUCCAGAUCUGAUUAAUCAUUUCAUACUGAGCUUGUAGAAUGUUGACCUGUCUCCUCUUAUACCAAAGGCAUAGCUUUAAGAUUAAUGUACGCUGAUGCCAAAGGGACGUAAUUAACAAAUGAUGCUUUUUUUCAAAAUCUUUCAUUUGUUUAUAAGGACAUAAAGUUUUAAUAUAAAAUCUCUAUAUGUUUCUGAUAACGCGAAUGUAGCUUCAUUACCAGGUUUAGUACUAUUGUAUGUUCAGAGGAAGACUUCUCUUACAAAUAGGGUAAUCAGAGAAGAAUUUUGUUACAGUGCUGAAUGUAACUGUUAUCACUGCUCCAAAAUAUUCUUCUAUGCACUGAUGCUAUAUGAGAGGCAUUAUAGAGGGCCAUUUCAUACCUGAGUUUAUCCCUAUACAUGUACACUGGUGUCAGAUAGGGGGAAAGCUCAUACUGUGGUAUACACAGCAGGACUAGGAUCAGAAACCAGAAUCGCUGGGUGCCUACUGAGGUCUGUGCUCCAAUAGGAGCUUGCAAGACCUUUCACCCGUCCCUCCUUCUCCUUUGUGCUGAAACUGCUGAUUGGUCUGCUCACUAAGUGAGAGAGCAUUGAGUAGAACAAAGACAAGAUGAAGAUUUUACUUUUCUCCUCCCUCUGGGCCAUACUGCAGACUGAGACCAGAGGGACAGAAGAGAUGGGUGGGGCAACAUGAGGUACUUGGGGAAGGGGAUUUAUUUUUUUUCAUGGCCCUGAAAAUCCGGAGCCAACACUUAUGCACCAUCUUCUGUGAUGAUCAUGCAAGCAUCUUCCAUAAUACACUCAGGGAAGAUAAUUUUGGCUAAAUAUUCCAUGUGUGUGUAUAGACACACACACACACAGGGCAAAAAUAGAAACAUGCAAGGCUUUUUUUUUUCCUAGCAGAAACUCCUUUGCAUAUUAGGCCACACACCCCUGAUGUAGCCAGUCCUCCAAGAGCUUACAUUAGGCCCUGUACUAAGAGCCCUGUAAGCUCUUGGGAGGAUUGGUUACAUUGGGGAGGUGUGGCCUAAUAUGUAAAGGAGUUCCUGCUACAAAAUAAGCCCUGGAAACAUGUAUGAUUGUCAUUUAGAAUUAUAUGCAUUCUUGGGGAAAGGUUGUAUGCAAAAUCACCUGCAAAUCAGGAAAUUGUGGGUAAGGGCGUUCUUGCCAUAUGUAAACCUGUGCCUUGUGUGCCAGCACUACCUUAGUUUUGAUACUUGGGCAAAAGGUUUUUGAAGGGAAUUUUUGUGCAGGAAUAAGCUGCUUGAAACGGUUCAAGGGUAAAUAGAAUGGUUGAAAACGAAAUAAAUUCUGCCAGCCUAAUAUUUUUUUCAUGUUUUUAAAAACAGACGUUAAGUUUGAACAUAAUAGAUAUGUGUAUGUUUGCAAAUAACUCAAAAUAUACCCAUCCCACUCCUCUGGCUUAGCCUUUUACUUUAAAAUCAGUGUCUGUACUAUCUUGAGAGUGGCUGGUUUCAGAAGUUCAGGUCAUUUUAUUUAACUGCAUGCUACAAAUUUUGAUAACCAAAGUGAAAAGAGCAACCAUUACAUAACCAUUGAACUGACAGUUCUCAGGAACAACGGAACUUUGCUGACUAGCACUGGGCUUUGAUUCACAAUUCUGCGUUGUUUGUGAAACCGAUUUUGUAAUGCCUUAAUACACUGAAAGCUUCUGAAAUAUCUUAAGUGGUUGUUUCCUAUGGAGCCCAUCGAUUGAAUAAAAAGUCAUUUUAAAUGAUGACUUGUUUUUACUGUGUCGAUAAUAAGUCACACUUCAGUUUGUAGUUGGGUACCACACCGUGAAGCCUCUACUAGAAAAAUAUAUUGACUUCUUGGGGAGGGGGGUUGUUGUGUUUUCACACUGCUUUAAAGUUAACAAGUAAUUAAAAUAUAAUUGGAAUG
Molecule: messenger RNA, 3947 nt
Organism: Heteronotia binoei (common prickly gecko)
Lineage: Eukaryota; Metazoa; Chordata; Lepidosauria; Squamata; Gekkonidae
Product: oxidoreductase HTATIP2-like
Exons: 5
Coding region: 6-731 (241 amino acids)
Biological process (GO): import into nucleus
Cellular component (GO): cytoplasm
Source: RefSeq, a predicted model, not a curated record